Messenger RNA from Phragmites australis (common reed), 1049 nucleotides. RefSeq lists its product as uncharacterized. The coding region runs from base 125 to 709 and encodes 194 amino acids. Gene Ontology annotation, cellular component: mitochondrion. The transcript is spliced from 4 exons. NCBI's taxonomy places the organism in Eukaryota, Viridiplantae, Streptophyta, Magnoliopsida, Poales, Poaceae. The record is from RefSeq and is a predicted model, not a curated record.
CCGUCCAUCACGAGCACAAGCCGAGCAUAACGCCAGUCCGGAUUCUCCUAUCUUGUCCUGUGUCCUCUCCCCCACCUCGUCUCCGCUCUGCUGCUUCCGCUCUCACCCAAUCAUCCGCCCAGCCAUGGCGACAACGGCUCUCCUCCUUCCCACCCUCGCCUCGCCCACGGCCAGGCACCGCCACCACGGGUUGCUCCAGCAUCAGCUCCAGCGCGGCUUCCUCGCCACCCGGGCCCUCCGGCCGCCACGCCGGAGGCUCACGGUCUCGGCCGUGCAAGAGACGAAGGAGGUGCGGGCCAAGAAAGCCGAGGAGAUCACCGAGAAGUACGGCCUCGAGUUCGGCCUCUGGAAAAUAUUUAGCUCCAAGGAGGAGGAGGAGGGAGGCGAGGGAGCUGAGGGGAAGAAGUCGAGGACCGACCAGGCCAAGGAGCUCCUGGCCAAGUAUGGGGGCGCGUACCUGGCCACCUCGAUCUCGCUCUCGCUCGUCUCCUUCACCCUCUGCUACUUCCUCAUCAGCGCGGGCGUCGACGUGCGGGAGCUGCUAGCCAAGGUCGGGAUCGCGACGGGCGAGACAGGAGGGAAGGUCGGGACGUUCGCGCUGGCCUACGCCGCGCACAAGGCGGCGUCCCCGAUCAGGUUCCCGCCGACGGUGGCGCUGACGCCCGUCGUGGCCAGCUGGAUUGGCAAGAUCAGGAAGGGCGGCGACUGAUGCGCCUGUGAAGGCGGAAGGGAAACAACAAGUAUGGGCCAGAAGAUAUCUUCCACAAGUAACAAUGAUGCAAAGUACGAGGAUAAAAAAGAAAUCAUGAUACUUGAAAAAUUCAAGAGUACGCACUGCACUUCAUAACUGACUAAACUUUUGAUAAAGUCAAAAGGUUAGAAUUAGAUGUUCUCAGUUCACUGAUAUGAUUAUGGAUUGCAUCACCUUGUAUAGGAGUUUAUUUAUAUAAAAAAGCUAAACUUCAUACAAUUGUAAUCAAACUUACAUCAACAUCUGAUGGAUUAAUCUUCCUCAUAGCUCCUUCAAAAUCAUAUGAAGCAUUUAGAUC